GUGUGUGUGGUGUUCAGUCUGGCUCUGAAGAGCUGGUGUCGUGCCGUGGUCGAGUCCGUCAUCGAGGGGACGCUGGACUCUCAGGCCUGGUGUUUGCUGGUAGACCAUGGAGAUCACAUCAUCGUCAGAGCGGAUGAUGUCAGAACUCCUCUGGAGAAGUUCCUGCAGCUGUCCUUCAGGGUGCGCCGCUUCAGCCUGGCUGGGGUUCGCCCCAUGACCCUUCAGGUGCCGGUCUCUGGAGACCCGGCCGAGCUCGUGCCCUCCUCAACGUGGGACAGCUCUGCCACCAAAUACUUGCACAAUCUGUUACAAGUGUCGACUCUGGUGGAAGCCGUUCUGUGUGAGACGCACGCCGGUUGCUCUGCCGUUGAACUCUACUUGACUAUCAAUGAUACAAAGAUCUGUGUGAACCAUGAGCUCGUGGCCAAGAAGUUUGCCUGUUUCGUGAGUGAGAAGUCCAGCGUGCCGGACGGGAACAGGAAUGGAGACCGGGUUCCUGUCAGCCUGGCGUGGGACAUUUACUCCUGUCCUCAAGAGCUCUUAGAGAUGAAGGGCUGCUGUCCGGUCAAAGCUUCGCCCGCGCCCGAUAUUCCCCAGAAUCCCCACCGAACCGAGCGGAGAGAUGAUCCACAACCACAGACAGAAAGCGAGCCGCAGAAACCGCAGGUGUCGGAGGAAGAACACACGCCUGCUCCGGUCAAACCUCGAGUCCAUAAACUGACCCGCAAUGCCAGCACCGACACUAUCGGCAGAGGAUGGCGGAUCAGAGUCGAGGCCACGGGCAUUACCACAGAUGAAACCUGUGCGCAGACCGGCAUGAACAAGGCCCAAUACAUGAAGUUUAAAUUACAUUCAAAGCAGAUUCCUGAAUCUGUUGAAGAGAAGCGGCACCGUCCUGAUCAGACUGAAGAGAAUGCCAGUGGCUCCUCAGAGGAGCAGAAAGAGGCAUCUCUCUCACAAGAGUCCAAUCUUGAUGAUCUGCUGGCCUCGUCAAGACUCAUGCAGUUUCUGAACCCUGAUCCACUCAAUCCAGACCAAGAAUCUCUUGAUGCCAAAGCUGCGCGCUGUGACCCGGGUCACCUGGGUGUGUUAGUGCACUCCGCCCUGCGUGUCGAACCCUGCAGAAACCUGGCACGCGCUCCCAUCAGCGAGCAGUUCAGAAAGUUCCUGCUGUGGAGGAAGUAUAACGGGCCGAAUGUAGCGGAGAGCUACUGUUGGCCCGCGGUGGCUCGGGGCUUUGACACGGUGCUGGUGUCUCCCAGCGGUGACAAUCCUCUGACCUAUAUUCCUCCUCUGCUGAUGCUGUUACAGACGGUGUCUGUCGUCUCCAGCCUCGCUGCUCGCACUGGGCCUGUGGCGGUGAUUCUGUGUCCGGGCUGGGAGAAAGUCCAGACGGUGCUGGAGCUCCUGGAGGACAGCAGAGCCACUCACAGUCUCCAUCCCACCAGUGCUCUGCUGGGCUUGGACCAGGACGAGCCCAAGAAGUUCAAGAUCCAGAGGAACUGUCAGCUGCUGGUGACGACCCCGUUCUCCAUGAUGAGACUGCUGGACGCUCAGUGCUUUCUGUUCCUGAGGCUGUGUCACCUGGUGCUGGACGAGGCCGAUGUCCUGUAUUCACAAGCUCCUGAGCAGAUGUCGGUGAUCCUGAAGCACUUCCAGAAGGUGGUGUCCGGAGAGGAGAGGUCCUCAUGCCCCAGGCAGAUCAUCGCAGUGGGCGGUCGCUGGAGCGCGGGAAUCCAGGCUCUGGUGCGAGAGCACAUGAUCUACCCCUCCGUCAUUAUCACCGUGAUGGAGGAGGCCGCGCUGUACGGCAGGGUUCAUCAGAGGGUUCAGCUGUGUCUGGACUGCGACAAGAUCUCCGUUCUACUCGGAUCUCUGGACUUCCACCCGCCCAAACCCCAGAAAACCCUCAUCAUUACCAACUCGGCCGAGGAGACAGAGCAUGUGUAUAAGGCUGUGGUCAACACUGCCGUAUUCACACUGAAAGCUCAUGAAGAUGUGACGGACCAAUUUGACUUCGUCAUUGAUCAGUGGAGGAAAGACAUCGGCCAAGGAACUCAGGUCAUUCUGGUGACCACCAACGACUGCCUCAAGGCUCUUGGUAUCCGGGACGCCACAUGCGUGGUCCAUUACGGGUUCCCCAGCUCCCCCAAGCUGUUCGGCCGACGCCUCUUCUGCAUGUCGGAGAACUUCAGAACCCUUCCAGACACGGAUCACGGGGAGAGCUGGUGUCCGGCGGCUCAGUCUGUGCUGCUGCUGUCGGAGCUGAACGCCCGGCACGUGUGCGGUGUGCUUCGGUACCUGAGGAGAGCCGGCGCUCGCCUGCCCCCCGAGCUGCUGCAGUUCGCCCUCGGUGUCCAGCAGGCCAAGGAGGAGCAGAAGACCCAGCGCCCGCUCUGCUGCGCGCUCAAGAGCUUCGGCUUCUGCAGAGACAGCACAGUUUGUCCAGAUAGACACAUGAUCAACAAAUCCCUGGAUCAUCCAAAGCACCCGGACUCUGGCACUGUAAUGGUUUUGCCGCUGCUGAUAAAGACGGCGAGCGUGUACUCGGGGCGUAUCGUGAGCCGGAGGGAGGACCGCUACGAGGCUCUGGCGGCUGCCAUGAGCGCGCACUACGCCGGAGAGAGACGCUGCGCUGUGGAGGUGCUGGAGGGAGAACUGUACGCCGUCCAGGAGGAGAACACCUACAGCCGUGUGCGUGUGAUGGAGGUGCCGGAUAAAGGAGAGCAGUUGUUCAGCAGCGUCACGGCCUGCUUCAUCGACGAGGGCCGUACACAGGAAGUGAAGUCACACCAGCUGCUCCAGCUUCCUGCUCAGUUCCAGGAGCUGCCGGGCCAGGCUGUGGAGAUCGUCCUGUGCCGAGCGCAGCCCGUCGACGGCGAGGUGGACUGGAACCCCAAGGUGACCAGAGCCGUGAGCCUGAAGAUCAGAGGGAAGCUUCAUCAGGCCAGGGUCGUGAUGAGCGUGGGGAACACUGUCUGGGUCGAUCCGAUGGUGCGCAUGACGCGAGUGCCGGGUCUGAAGACCUACAUCAACGAGUAUAACGUCCACGCUGAGAUCCUGGCCUCUGGGUUCGGCGUCAAUAACCCUCAGCACCUGGACCUGCUGAAGAGGGUUUUCCAGGGAGAGCAGAACCUCGGCACGCUGGACCAGCACCUGACAGACGACAGGAGUGAGAGCCCUGCGCUGAGCGUUUCUGAGGAGAUGCUGACCAGCCGGAUGAAGGAUGUGGUCAGUACCCAUAAUGCCCUGCGCUUCAUCCACAGCAGCAGCGCAGAUCAGGAGCCGGCAGAGGAGACCAGCCCGGAUGUGAACGGAUUCUCAUCUCCAGACCAGACCAGCUCACUAGUCCGUUCAUUAGCACUUGUAGUGACACUUGGUUUUGAUUAUGCAGACAAAGAUGAAGCCCUGAGCGUCAACAGAUUACAGGCUGCUAAUAAACCGCAGUUACUCCAUAAUCCAGCACUUUUAUCAUUCCAGCCUCCCAGUUUCCACCCGCAGAUCAAGUGGUUUCAGAGGGGCGAGUUUGUGACCAUCUGUGUGAAGCUCAUCAAUCCAGUGAUGCAGAAGUGUGAAUUCAGCUCUGACACCGUCAUCUACAGUGGGUACGUGAAUGACCGGCAUUACCACGCAAAGCUGGAGCUGUCCGGUGACAUCAUCGCAGAGAGGUGCUCAUGGGAAAUCAGGUGCAAUGAGCCCGUGAUGAAGCUGAUGAAAAAGGAAAAGCAGGACUGGACGACGCUCCUCAAACACAAGAGUGCCUUCGUCAGCUAUGAGUUUGACCACAUCGAUGAGACUCGUUCUUCUCCAGUGAACGGGCACUGGUUCCAGGCUGAGUUGGGAGAGGACGGCUGUUUCGUCAGCUCCGAGAGCGACAGCGACAGCGACUGAGCACAUCGGCCUCCACAUCAGUUUCACUGCCUAUAGGACAAUAAUAAUGCU
This is a messenger RNA of Rhinichthys klamathensis goyatoka, 3942 nucleotides long. It is a transcript of the gene tdrd12, whose product is annotated as tudor domain containing 12. NCBI's taxonomy places the organism in Eukaryota, Metazoa, Chordata, Actinopteri, Cypriniformes, Leuciscidae. The record is from RefSeq and is a predicted model, not a curated record. Gene Ontology annotation, biological process: germ-line stem cell division; transposable element silencing.